Messenger RNA from Conger conger (European conger), 3341 nucleotides. RefSeq names its product WASP family member 1 (gene wasf1). Gene Ontology annotation, cellular component: cytoskeleton; SCAR complex; lamellipodium. The record is from RefSeq and is a predicted model, not a curated record. Lineage: Eukaryota; Metazoa; Chordata; Actinopteri; Anguilliformes; Congridae. Gene Ontology annotation, biological process: positive regulation of Arp2/3 complex-mediated actin nucleation; actin cytoskeleton organization. Gene Ontology annotation, molecular function: Arp2/3 complex binding; actin binding; protein kinase A regulatory subunit binding.
UACCAUCAUGAAGGAUGAUGGGUUAAUUUGCCAAUCAAAUUGCAUCGGACAUCUCAACUUGGCAGGAACGAGUAAUUACAUAGAUGCGUCUGGUUCAAUUUUUUGAAGAAAUUUCACUUAAAACACGACCUUCCAAGAACAAGAAUAAAACUGUUUCGAUAAUUUUCCGCUACUGUACAUGAACUUUCUCCCUUUUUGGGAGAGGGAUUGUGUGUUGAUCCGUCGUUGUUAUCCCAGACGUGGUUCAUUAUAUGCUUGCAAUGACAACACUACAGUAAGGAACUGGAGUGGAUAUUUUAACUGAAGGAACAUCGGCGAAUCCGGGUUUAUACAUUGCGAGCGAUGGCAAGGAAAUAGGAAGAAUACGAUAAAUUCUCAGGUGCCGUGGCCCUUGCCGUGACCCAGAAUGCCGUUGGUGAAGAGGAACAUCGAGCCCAGGCACUUGUGUCACACGGUGCUUCCCCGGGGGAUAAAGAAUGAGCUGGAGUGUGUGACCAACGUGUCACUCGCCAACGUCAUCCGUCAGCUGAGCAGCCUGAGUAAGUAUGCGGAGGACCUGUUUGGGGAGCUGUUCAACGAGGCGCACACCUUCUCCUUCAGAGUCAACUCCCUGCAGGAGCGCGUGGACCGCCUGUCCAUCAGCGUCACGCAGCUGGACCCCAAAGAGGAGGAGCUGUCCCUGCAGGACAUCACCAUGAGGAAGGCGUUCCGCAGCUCCACCAUCCAGGACCAGCAGCUGUUCGACCGCCGGACUCUGCCCAUCCCGCUGCAGGAGACCUUCGACCUGUGUGAACAGCCCCCGCCCCUCAACAUCCUCACGCCCUACAGGGAUGACGGUAAGGAAGGACUGAAGUUCUACACUAACCCGUCGUACUUCUUCGACCUCUGGCGAGAGAAGAUGCUGCAGGACACCGAGGACAAGAGGAAAGAGAAAAGGAAGCAGAAGAUGAAGAACAUCGACCGCCCCCCGGAGCCAGAGAAGGUUCCGCGGGCGCCGCACGAUCGCCGCAAGGAGUGGCAGAAGCUGGCGCUGGGGGCGGAGCUAGCCGAGGACGACGGCGACGAGCCGCACAAGCACAAAGACGCAGCCAAUCACGACCCCAGGCAGCCCGUGUUCGUGGACAUGGACGGGCCGUUCUCAUUGGCUGCGCUGCCCUUCAGUCAGAUGAACGAGCUGCUGAACAGGACGGGGGACCGGAUGUACGUGCGGCCCCAGGAGCCCCCUCCGCCGCCCCCCAUGCAUUCUGUGGGAGACAUCAAAGCCCCUUCCAUCAUCAGCUCCAGUUCGGGCUUCACCGACAGCCGUCCCCAAUCCCCGGCCAGGACCCCCGUGUUCCUCAACCCCAACGCCCCGCCCCCUCCCCCGCCCCCCCCUGCCUCCGCCCCCGCCCCCCUGCCCUGCUCCAUGCCCGGGUCGGGCAUGCGGGGCACCCCGCCCCCCCCGAUACCCCCCCUCCCCAACCAGCCCCCGGCCAUCCCCCCGCCCCCCGCCCCCCUCCAAAUCGCCCCCGGGGUGCUGCACCCCGCCCCGCCCCCCAUCGCCCCGCCCCUGCACCCCGCCUCCCCCGCUCGCCUCGCCCAGUCCCAGACGGACGGGCUGAUCCUGCCCCCGCCCCCGCCGCCUCCCCCCCUGCCCCUGCCGGGCACCCGCACCUCCUCCCCUGCCCCACGCCACCCCCCCCCGGGGCCGCCCCCCGUGCCCUCCUUCCCGUCGGGGUCCGUCUCCUCCCCCCACGGGCACGAAGCCAAGCGGCACCCCUCCAACCUGCCCGUCAUCAGCGACGCGAGGAGCGUGCUCCUGGAGGCCAUUCGCAAGGGGAUCCAGCUGCGGAAGGUGGAGGAGCAGCGGGAGCAGGAGGCCAAGCACGAGCGCGUGGGAAACGACGUGGCCACCAUCUUAUCGCGCCGCAUCGCCGUGGAGUACAGCGACUCGGAGGACGAGUCCGAGUUCGACGAGGUGGACUGGAUGGAGUGACGCCUCCUCCGCUUCCUCCUCUCCUCCUCCUCUCAUCCGUUCUUCCCCUCUUCCCCUACCCCUCCUCCCCUCCUCCCCCACGUGCUGUCCUCAUUCGUGGUACUUGUUUUUUUCGGAGGGGGGAGGGGGGAGGGCCGGUGCGCUCCGGGUUACGGUCAUUUUCCGAGUGUUUUGCAGAUGUUUUGUACUCAUUUUCUACACUACAUCGUUUUUUUUUUGUUUUUGUUUUUUUUUUCACUUAUAUAUUCUCCUCUUGUACAGUUGAAAAUAAAAUAACCAAAUUUCUUUACCCCCCCCCCCCCCCAGCCCGCCCCAAUUACCUUUAAGAGGAGAGCUGUGGAGAGAGAAAUAAGCCCUCUUUUUAUAUUGCUGUCGUAUCAUUUAGAAAGCGGUAUGAAGUUUUUGUUUCUUUUACAAGCUCGCCAUCUACUGGUCGGAAAUGGAAGUGUGAACAGAUACCUUAGUAAUCUUUUUUUCUUUUUAUUUAUUUUUUUAAACACUAGCAGUUUUUAAAAGGGCCAGUAAAUUCUGGUGCGAACCAAAUUGAGAAUAGAAUGUUUGAAAGUGUGGCGGCUCCGUCGGGACUCUGGUUUUACUCCUUUUAUCUCAGUCCUGGGGGGUGAGUUUUACUGGACGCAAAACACCAGAGAAGGAACAUCGAGACCGGAUGUAAACUUACCAAGCAAUCCGUAACAUAUCUGUCAACAGUCUGUGAACCAAACCGACCGUUUGUAGGAUCCGGGCUGGCUCGUACAACCCACAACACGCGCGGAACGGGCGCGCGGGUGUGUUCGAUGAAGCGAGUUGCUUUGUAUUUUAGUGUUUUUGUACGGGAUUUGUACUUGGGUACGUGUUCAACAAGCCACUACAGUCGACUGCGAGCAGCUAACACGUGACACUCAACCGGUGCUCACUGUUGUACGCACACUGACUCCGGGGAAAGGGGGGGGGGGGGGUAAAGGAAACUAAAAAUUAAAAAACGGGAACGAAUGAAACUCUGGAACAUAUGGCAGCUGUGAACAUCGCCUCUACGCCGAGUCUGUGGAAGAAUGUGUGGCGCCACCCUGUGGUUGGAAAACGCCACUGCAGUUCAGUGGAAGAAGGAUGGUCCGACUUUUAAACCGGCCUGUACUCUCGAAAAAAAAUGAAGUUGUCAUUAUUUUUCUUCUACUAUUAUGCCUUAUUGUUUGUACCAUACAUGUUAAGUUCAUGAAUGUAUUGUGCUGUACUACUUGCCCGUGCAUUAAAGUUUAGCUGUUUCUAUGUGAGAAGACCUGGGUUAAAAUACGGUAUACUGUGUAACUUAUGUAACUGUUUACUGUAACAGUUUGCUUGAAUUAAUAAAAGCUAACGUUAUGUUUAACGA